GAUGACGCUCAUUCCUAUUCAUUCGCCACUACAAGGAAUGUUAGAAAUUAUCCCAGUCUAAUUAGUUGAAACGUUACAUUCGAUUUUAAUUAUUUAAUUACAAUUUGGAAAACAGAUUUGGAAUUUAUUAAAUAUACUGCAUUUACAAAGAGGCAAGGCAAAUUAUAUACUGUACAUAUUAUACAAAUAUUUUGUUUACCACGCCCGGCGGCCUAAUUUUGUAAAUAGCGUUGCGUCGGAAAUGGGGAACGGAACAUACAAAGCUUUAAACCCAAUAGUGUCGCACAUUGGAGACUUCACAAAGUUUUAUAUUGCGAUUGCUAUUUGCUCCGUGAUACUGGGAUUUCUUCUCAUUCUGAACGUCGUAUGCUGUUGUUCUAGAUACUCAGAGUAUUGGCUAGACAGGCACACAGGUAACCGUUGGAUAGUAUCUAUCUGGUCGACAACACCACACAAGCAGCCUCCACUCGACCUCACUGAGUUGGAUGUACAGUACAGACCUGUACAGUACAUUAAACCAUACAUAAGCGAGUAUCACGGGACUGAAGUUCCCCCAUCUAUAUCACACCAACCUUUAACAACAUCUCAAGAAUAUUUAGAGCUACAUAAACGCGAAAGUGACAUUUAAAAAUGGCCUUCCUUAUGUUAUACCCCGCCGUAGCUGUACUCUCUCUUUUUGUACUAUUGGUGAUUAUAUUGAUACUCAGAUUUGGGUAUUUAUGCAAACUUCGGCACACUGCCUUUGCUGAGCAGGAGUUUUGGAAUGAGGAAGUAGCUUAUGAACAGAAAGUGUCUUAUGCCUAGUUUUAAGCUUUUAUACUAGAUCUUAUUUACAUAUAAGUCACCUAUUUGGAAGUAUUGCAUAUUAAUUUUAAAGCACAAAAAAAUUAAAUAGUAAUUGCAAUAUUUUAGCUCUAUUAAAAAGUAAAUUUACAAGAAUAUUAAGGAUAUCAAAAUAAAAUGGUUUUUUACUUGUAACACUAGAUGUUGAGAUGAUGAGACUUAUGUAAUUCAUCUAAACUUGAUCAGUACUUAACAUUCUAAUGCUUCCAGUAUGGAUCAACCUACAGAUUAAAGAAAUUUUUUAAAGCUGAUCAUUAAUUUUUUAUCCUCAUCACAAUUUAUUAUAGUUCUAGGUACAUACAUUAUUUUUACUUGUAAGGUUAGAUGAUCUUAUGUAAUUUCACUAUACUUCAUCAAUAUUUGACAUUAUGAUGUAUCCAGUAUCGACUUUAAAUAAAGAACUGAUUUAGAAUCUCAAAUUUAGAAUUACUCUGAGUAUCCAACUAUAAGAAACUCAACUAUAACAGUACAUUGGACAUAUAAUCAAGUUUCUUAUGGUUGUUUCUUGACAGUUAACUUUCAGAAACUACAGUGGUUAAUAAAAAAAAUAACUUUUAUGUAGACUAGAUUGAAUUUAUGCCGUCCAUUUAGCCUAGUUAUUAGUCGUAAAUGACGUAUAUGUUUCGUAACUGAAAUAUAAUUAUAUACAAAAUUGA
Galleria mellonella (greater wax moth) is the source of this 1499-nucleotide messenger RNA. RefSeq lists its product as uncharacterized. The coding region runs from base 242 to 628 and encodes 128 amino acids. NCBI's taxonomy places the organism in Eukaryota, Metazoa, Arthropoda, Insecta, Lepidoptera, Pyralidae. The record is from RefSeq and is a predicted model, not a curated record. The transcript is spliced from 3 exons.